AUGUCAUCAACGUGCACGACGAUUUCACGUUUCUGUAGAGAGAACACGUUACUUGUUAUGACCAUCGUAUCCGUAGUGUUAGGAGUCUCGUUGGGAUUCGGACUACGACCGUUGAAUUUAUCCGCCGAAACGCUACAACUCAUUAAUUUCCCCGGUGAAAUCUUCAUGCAAGUCCUUAAAAUGAUGAUUUUGCCGCUGAUUUUCUCCUCACUCAUUUCAGCACUUGCUCAAAUGGAUGCAAAGGAAUCGGGACAAAUGGGACUAGCUACCGUGUUAUAUUAUCUGACCACAACUGUUUUAGCGACAUUACUCGGCAUUUUCCUCGUGAUGACCAUUCAUCCUGGUGAUCCAUCGAUCAAAGCUGGAAGUCUCCAUGAUGUGCCGGUGGAUACGGACGUCUCUCCACUUGAUACUUUUCUGGAUUUAGUGAGAAAUAUGUUCCCGGAGAAUAUUAUUCAAGCAACAUUCGAGCGUGUUCAAACCACUUACGUUGCACAACGUCCGCGAAUAACGAAGAAUUCUUCCGAUGACGUCAUCAUUAUGAAGAAAGCGAUCAGCACCACACGCGGCAUGAACAUACUUGGAAUUAUCGUAUUUUGUACGGGUUUCGGCAUAGUGAUUUCACAACUCGGCGAACGUGCACGAAUCGUUGUCGAUUUCUUUGUGAUUUUGGAUGCUGUGAUUAUGCGAUGGGUGGAGACAUUGAUGUGGUUUGCUCCACUUGGUAUAACGUGUUUGGUCUGUGGUAACUUGUUGGAACUUGACGACCUAUCCGAUACGGCAAGUGUUCUCUUACUCUAUGUGUUUACGGUAAUCGCCGGCCUCAUCCUACACACAGUGAUUACGUGUCCGAUUCUGUAUUUCUUGAUCACAAGAAAGAAUCCGAUGUUCAUCGUACGCGGCAUGAUGCAGGCGAUAGUAACCGCCUUUGGAACAGCGUCUGGUGGUGCAGCGUUGCCGAUGUCAAUGCAAUGCAUGGAGGAUAAUUGUCAUGUGGAUCGACGAAUUACACGAUUUGUGCUACCGCUAGGCUCUACAAUUAAUAUGGACGGGAACGCGCUCUAUGAAGCUGUCGCUGUGAUCUUCAUCGCUCAACUGAACAAUGUCGAUUUGUCGUUUGCUGAGGUGGUUACUGUAAGCGUUACCGCUACUAUAGCAUCGAUUGGACUUGGUUCCGUUCCUGCAGGUCUUGUUUCCAUUCUUCUGAUCCUGAACACGGUUGGACUCCCUGUCAAAGAUGUUUCAUUGUUAUUGACAGUUGACUGGCUUCUUGACCGAGUAAGAACUUCGAUCAACGUGUUAGGUGACGGUUUUGCUGCAGGAGUGGUUGCUCACCUCUUGCAGAAACGACUUGUUGUCUCGGAUGCGAGAAAUGAUUUCCGGACAGAAAUUAAGGAAGAAAUUGAAUUGCUUAAAUCAGCAGCAAAUAGUCGACGUCCAUCGUUUGCUUGGUCGGAGCACUCGAAAGAGGUCUAUUUCAAUGCUCUGGCAACGAACGCAGAUUCACGAAUCCAGUCACGAAUACAAUCCAGGAGUGGUUCGAUCGCAAAUUUCAAUCUUCAUUGGCGGAACGCCUUAUUGGAACCGGGUUAUGCCCCUUUAAAUAAAGUUCAGGACGUGUAA
Molecule: messenger RNA, 1623 nt
Organism: Necator americanus (New World hookworm)
Lineage: Eukaryota; Metazoa; Nematoda; Chromadorea; Rhabditida; Ancylostomatidae
Exons: 14
Coding region: 1-1623 (540 amino acids)
Biological process (GO): L-glutamate transmembrane transport
Cellular component (GO): plasma membrane
Molecular function (GO): glutamate:sodium symporter activity; L-glutamate transmembrane transporter activity; neutral L-amino acid transmembrane transporter activity
Source: RefSeq, a predicted model, not a curated record